UCGGGCCUUUUUUAUACACUUUGGGAAAUUUUGCUUUCCUGAGGCGAGCUGAGCCUGUACUCCAUGCUCAUAGAUCGUGGGAACAUAGAUCGCUAUUAUGGCCUAGGAUGCUCUAUGCUCAAUCUUUUUCGUUCUCUUUGUCUUUAGGUAGGUCAGCAGCCCAAUAUGGCUUCCUUCGCUGGUGCACUGUUGCGGUUGAUUUUCAGAGGAAAACCACAAGAGGGCCGCACAAGCCGCAUGGACGAGGAACAAGGCGUUCCAAAUGCGCCAUCUACGGCAGGUUUCGGCUCAGCGGCAGUGGCGUCAACAUUGGGGGUCAACCAGAAUGCGAUCCCCCACGGUCACGCCCAUCGACGCUAUCUCGUUUCUGAAGACGAUCCACUCACCCUGUACCGCCUUAUGGUUGGUAUCAGUACCUCGCCCUAUCUCGGCUACAGCGAAUCGAGCCCCAUAGGCACACGUCCAGCAGCGAAUAUCGGUAUCUACGCACGCGUUAUACACUCAGAACAGAAGUCCAAAGACCGCUACAAAGUUUUCUCGAUCCUCAUAAACGCCUGCUAUUUCCUACAGAUCGUGGUUGCAGCCUCGCUCACGGCCAUGGGCGCCGCGGGCGUCAGCCAUGGCGCAGUGACCGCUUUUGGAGCCAUUAACACCAUUAUUGCAGGUCUCUUGACCUUCCUGAAAGGUAGUGGGCUACCAGCGCGCCUCAAAUACUACGGAAAUGAGUGGAAGAAGAUCCGCGAGUUUAUCGAGCAGCGCGAGCGAGACUUUUCCCGGUCGAAUUGUACCCUCGACGUGUUUGAAAUCGUCGCCACUAUCGAUCGCAUGUACAACCACACCAAACAAGAGAUCGAAAUGAACACGCCCGAUAGUUAUACAUCAGUAACAGGUGGCAUGCGAUUCAGAAAUGGCAGCAAUGAGAAAGUCGGCGGUAUCGAUGUUUCAAAGUUCGAGGGCUUGGCUUCUAAGCUUAACGGCACGGUUCAGAAGCUUGCCGUUGGCUUAGAGGGCAAGGCGCAAGAUGUUACGAACCGCAUACACGACCAUGAGAAGGAGAUAUCAGAAAAUGUACGCGGGGUGCAAAGGACCGUCGUAAAUAGAAUCGACGAGAAAAAGGAGAGUCUAGAUCGCGAAGCAAGCGAGCGCACCGCACAAGCGGCGAAGGCGCUUGACGAUGGAAAGCGCGAGGUAUUAGGUAGCAAGGACCAAAUAGAGCAAGCUGGCACACAAGCAGUAAGGGACGCUAGCGACACGCAUCGGACGGUAGUAGGCGAAAUGCGAGCCGCGGCGUCUGCCUCAAUGCGCGGAGUCGCCGACAGACUAGGACAUCAUCACGAUUCAAUACAAGAGGGAGGCGAAAAGAAAUAAGAAAAACACGGUCGUGGGUACAUAUAAAGUUUAUGGCGUAAGGGGGCUAUUCAUCGUGUAUGG
Molecule: messenger RNA, 1431 nt
Organism: Hypoxylon trugodes
Lineage: Eukaryota; Fungi; Ascomycota; Sordariomycetes; Xylariales; Hypoxylaceae
Exons: 2
Coding region: 166-1368 (400 amino acids)
Source: RefSeq, a predicted model, not a curated record